Messenger RNA from Sparassis crispa, 291 nucleotides. RefSeq lists its product as hypothetical. The transcript has a single exon. Lineage: Eukaryota; Fungi; Basidiomycota; Agaricomycetes; Polyporales; Sparassidaceae. The record is from RefSeq and is a predicted model, not a curated record. Bases 1 to 291 code for a protein of 96 amino acids.
AUGACUUUCCGCCUCUUGCGCAAGAGCGCGAUGUCGGGCUCUCAUCCCAUGGCCACCUUGGCGAUGGCGGAGUUUAUGCUCGAUAAACUCGCGGACAGACCAGGGUUCAGCCGCGAACGCAUCAUGAGGCAAAUGUGCGAUGAAUAUGGAGCAGAUACCGAGCAGAAGAUUGUCCAGUUCGAGCAAGAGACCAUUGAGCAGCAUGGGGUGGGACACACCGUCCUAGACUCCGUAGCAAGCGGCGUUACUUUGAUGGCACCGCGAGUGAUGCCGGCACGCUGGAGAAGAUGA